AUGUCACGUGUUGCUUUCGUCUUCGCUCUUCUUUGCACUGUCCCAUUUAUCGACAGUCAAGUAAUGCCGGGAGGAGUAUCUCCCAUUAAUGCGAGUGAUCCCAAGAAUAUGGAAAAAGCAUGGAAAGCUGUGAAUGCGGUUAAUGAAAAGGUCAACGACGGAGACCACCUUAUGGUUCCAGUCAAGGUUGAGAAAGCAGAACAACAAGUUGUGGCUGGUAUGAAGUACAUCUUUGAAAUACUCUACGGGGAAUCUACAUGCAAAAAAGGACAAACAAAUGCAGUUAAUGCUGCCAACUGUCCACCAAAACCAGACGGGCACCAAGCCUUGUAUGAAGUCGAGCUAUGGGAGAAGCUAUGGGAGAAUUUCGAGCAGUUCACUGUUAAGAAAAUCCGAGAUGUACAUGCCUGA
Molecule: messenger RNA, 411 nt
Organism: Necator americanus (New World hookworm)
Lineage: Eukaryota; Metazoa; Nematoda; Chromadorea; Rhabditida; Ancylostomatidae
Exons: 5
Coding region: 1-411 (136 amino acids)
Cellular component (GO): cytoplasm; vesicle
Molecular function (GO): cysteine-type endopeptidase inhibitor activity
Source: RefSeq, a predicted model, not a curated record